Molecule: messenger RNA, 957 nt
Organism: Beta vulgaris subsp. vulgaris (sugar beet)
Lineage: Eukaryota; Viridiplantae; Streptophyta; Magnoliopsida; Caryophyllales; Amaranthaceae
Exons: 3
Coding region: 1-957 (318 amino acids)
Source: RefSeq, a predicted model, not a curated record
AUGCCUUCAGCCUCUCAAGUUGCAGCAGUUGUUGUCGGAGGUGAUGAUAUUACCAACCUAAAAGAAAGGGAUGUCAUGGUAGAGUCCGUCACUGGACGACUCAUGUCUAUCAAAGAGACUGCAGGCUAUUACGAUCCACUACAAUAUCCUCUAUUAUUUCCUUACGGCUCUUACGGUUGGGAUUUAAACACCAGAUCUAUAAAUGGCAAGAAGAUAACAUGCCGAGAAUUUUAUUCGUAUAUGUUUCAGAUGAGAGAAUGUUAUGAUUCUAUAGUCUUAAGAGCUGGCCGCUUAACUCAACAAUUUGCUGUGGACAACUGUGUAAAGAUGCAAGCAUCCAAUUUGAGAUGGGUUGCACUCAACCAAGACACAAUUCGUGCAGAUUUGUACAAGGGACUAGAGGAUUCAUACAAUACUGGAGAACACAAUACAGAACUAUACUUCCAUCAUCAAUCUGUUGGGAGUCCGCGAAAUAUGAAUCAACGAUACCAAGAUACAAUGGCCUUGGUGCACAAAUUUGGCAAGCCAGACAUAUUCCUUACUAUGACGUGCAAUCUGUCGUGGUCAGAAAUAGUAGCAGAAUUACUACCUGGCUAUCAACCUCAUGAUCGUCCAGACUUGCUAACAAGGGUAUUUCAUGCCAGGAUCGAGGAGUUAAAAAAGGAUGUGUUAGAAAGGAAUGUUCUCGGGAAGGUAGUUGCUUAUGUAUAUGUGAUUGAAUUCCAAAAACGAGGGCUUCCACAUGUUCAUAUGUUACUAAUUCUUGACCAAAGUGACAAGCUUGCCACUCCUGAUGAUUAUGAUAAAAUAGUGAGAGCAGAAAUUCCUGACCAACAACAAGAAUCAGAGCUCCAUAAAAGGAUUCUUAAACACAUGAUUCACAACCCAUGUGGUGUCCAGAAUCCACAUUCACCAUGCAUGAAACAAGGGAGUUGUAAGAAGGGGUUUCCUAAGUAA